Messenger RNA from Triticum turgidum subsp. durum (durum wheat), 552 nucleotides. The record is from the annotation of a GenBank genome assembly. Lineage: Eukaryota; Viridiplantae; Streptophyta; Magnoliopsida; Poales; Poaceae.
AUGGUAUGCGAUGAUAUAUUCUUCGAAAUCAAUCUGAAGGUGAAGGAUGUGCAUGGGAGGACUGUUGAUGAUGAUAGACUCAGUAAAGGCCUGAUGGAGGUGGAUGCUAUCCGCAGGCUGGAAUAUAGUCCCAGAUAUGUGGUUGAAACGGAAACACUUGUCAGCAUGCACAGCAUAUUGGAUUUAAACUAUACAUUCGUAAGGAGGUCGGUGGAGGCCACUAUUGAGAUCAGGAUCCUUGAGGGACCUGAUGAAUUCCAUGGGAAGAUUGUUGCUUCCACUACCAGUAUUCCAUGCGACAUUGUGCUACAUGAUAGCAAAGUGAGUGGUGCCCUAACUGCAGGUGACAAUGGAGUCAUACAAACGGCGCGGCACGUAGUAGGAGUCUCUGUGGAUGAGAUUCUGGUGUUGACUGUUGCUGCUGCUGUCGGUGAUGAUGAGUUAUCUGUCGUCACUAUUGAGUUUACUCCAAGUCGCAAUGGUUACGAUGAUGGGAGUAUCACCUGCGGGGACUACAAGAUGCUUCUGAAGGUCACUUGGGCGAUUAUGUAA